Messenger RNA from Sphaeroforma arctica JP610, 482 nucleotides. RefSeq lists its product as hypothetical. The annotation marks the transcript as partial. The transcript has 2 exons. The record is from RefSeq and is a predicted model, not a curated record. NCBI's taxonomy places the organism in Eukaryota, Ichthyosporea, Ichthyophonida.
GCCUUGCUCACUUUCUAGUCAAAAUGCGACAUUGACUUACCUUCUGCUUCGAUGCCCCACCGUACGCUCGGCAGUACGGGGUGGGCUCAACGAUAGACAUGUGAAGAUUGUCUGCCCAAACUGCGCGCUGAGGACAUCUGCUAUUACGGACGAAUUUAAACGAAAAUUAAUCAACGAGAAGGAUCUGAUGGUUGUACGAGCCUUGGAAGCACUCAGAGAUGGCGUGCGGGCCACCUUGCUGAAAGCAGCGGAUGAAGUGGGUGAUACAAACAGACUCAGGAUAGCUGUGAGGGCAGGCCUUUUGCGGUUGGCCGCGGGGAGGCAUGGUACCAACUUACAGGCAAGAUAUGCUUAAAGAUUUAUACUCAAUUCCUGUUAUAGUGACCAUACUGUGCAUUUAUUUGAUAUAUUUACACACACACACAUACACACACACACACACACAUAUAUAUAUAUAAUAUCAUAUAUAACAUACAUACAUA